AAAAGAGAUCCAUUUGGCAAGUUUUUUCUUUUGUCACUCCCAUGGUGAGUCAUUCAGUUGUUGGUGGGCUGGGUCUGUACAAUGCUGUAAAAAGCUAUCCGUUUCUUGUCCACCAAAAUGGAUUAGUCAGCUAUCUAUAAAUACCUGUGACUUACAUGGUGACUGACCGUCACAGACAGCUGCAGCCACCAGUCGACCAUCCCAUAUGGACUAUGAACUUUCCACAGUGCUCUGAGCAGCCCUGUAAGGACUGACAGUCCCACUCUGUAGAAGGAAGUAAGAAGAUUGCCAAAACAAUCCAACCAGGAGCAGGGGAUAGAACCAAAUGGCUGCCAUGACUAUUGACCCAGAGGAGCAGCCCCGUAUGUACCAACAAACUUUACUUCAGGACGGACUAUAUGACCUUUUGGAGAAUGACAGGUUUGUAGACUGUGUACUUAAAGUCCAGGACAAGACAUUCCCCUGCCACCGCUUAGUUUUGGCAGCCAGCAGUCCCUUCUUCAAGGCAAUCUUUCUGUCUGAGCUGGAGGAGAGCAAGAAGCGUGAGAUUGUCCUCAAAGACGUGGAGCCCGGUGUAAUGGGAAGAAUCCUACGCUACCUAUACACCUCAGACAUUAGUCUUACUGAGCAGAAUGUGGAGGAUAUUUUCAUGGUUGCUAACAUGUACCAGAUUCCCUCUAUUUUUUCUGUAUGUGUGUCCUAUCUCCAAGAGAAGCUAGUACUGGGAAACAGCUUGGCUAUCUUUAGACUGGGGCUGUUGCUGAAUUGUCCUAGGCUUGUGCUAGCUGCAAAAGAGUUCAUCUGUGAACACUACAGGGUUGUUUCCAGGGACCAGGAUUUCCUGCAGCUGGCCCCAAGUGAUCUGGCUAUGAUCAUCACUUCAGAUGAUCUCAGUGUUGAGCGAGAGGAGCAGGUGUUUGAAUCCUUGAUGAGUUGGGUCAAACAUGAUGAGAAAACCCGUCUUAAGGAUCUGCCAGAGCUUUUGCAUUGCAUUCGUUUCAGGCUUAUACCUUUAGAUUACUUCAAAGAAAAAGUGGAAUGUCAUCAUUAUAUCCAGUUUAGCAAGGAGAUCCAGAAAGAGUUGGAUCUCGUCAAAGAUGCCUACAAAGGGCAUCUUCCAAAGCCAACAAAAGCCAGAAGAAAUGGCACAGAAGGUGAGCAAGGAAGUGAAAAAGAGGAAGAAGAUACUGAGGAAGGGUACUUACCAGGGAUACUCAACAAUAAACCUCGAUCUGGGAUGUUUGAGAUGGACCUGAUUCUUAUGAUAAAUAACACAGGGACUGUGGCCUAUGACCCCAUAGGAAACGAAUGCUUUCUGGUAUCUGAAUCCACAGAAAUUCCCAAGAACCACAGCAGCCUGGUAACCAAACAGAACCAGGUGUUUGUUGUUGGUGGACUGCUUUACAAUGAAGAGGACAAAGAUGAACCAUUCAGCUCUUACUUUCUACAGUUUGACCCAGUGAGUUCAGAGUGGUUAGGAAUGCCUUUGCAACCCAACCCUCGCUGUUUGUUUGGGAUGACAGAUGCGGAGAACUCCAUAUUUGUUGUGGGAGGAAAGGAACUGAAAGAAGGAGAGCAUGCCCUGAACUCUGUCAUGAUCUAUGACAGACAGUCAUUCAAAUGGGGAGAAUCAGACCCUCUGCCUUAUGAAGUGUAUGCUCACGGAACUGUAUCCCACAAUGGUCUUGUCUACGUUAUUGGAGGAAAGUCUGAAAGCAAGAAAUGCAUGAGAAGAGUAUGUGUCUACAGCCCAACUAAGUUUGAAUGGAAAGACCUAGCUCCAUUAAGAACUGCUCGAGCACUCUUUGGCAUUACUGUCCACAAAGACCAGAUCUUUGUAGUGACAGGGGUAACAGAUGCAGGCCUCACGAGCUCUAUAGAAGUCUAUGACAUUGCCACCAACAAGUGGACUGAAAUCCCAGAUUUCCCUCAGGAGCGCAGCUCCCUCAGCCUGAUUUCAAUGGGAGGCUUCCUGUAUGCCAUGGGAGGCUUUGCCAUGAUGUCCAGUGAAGCAAAUGAGGAGUCCAUCCCAACAGAGAUGAUGGAUGUGUGGAGAUAUAAUGAGGCAGAAAAGUGCUGGACUGGCAUAUUGCGAAAAAUUUGCUAUUUGGAGGGAUCCACUAUUCUACCAGUGCGCCUCAACACUCUACAGCUUAAACAGUUAUAACAGCAUCAAACUGGUGCAAUGAGGUUAUUGGUGCUUUCACUAGCAUUGCAGUAAAUUAAUUUACUGUACUCAUUAUGGGCAUAUUCAAAACAGUUUAGCAAUUAAUUAAAUCAAUAUCGAAAUCGAUGGAAAUCAUCAUUUGUUACAGUUCCCCCUCCAGCUUGUUGGCUGUGGUGUGGAGUGUUGUUUCUUUAGUGUUUUGCGUUCUUUGUUCAGGUGUUUUUCAUUUCUGUUUGUUUUUUUCCUUUUCCUUUGUUGUAGUGUUAGUUGCUAGUGUGUCAUCUUCUGUGUUUUCUCUUUUUUACUAUACUGCCUUGGCCUGUAGCUCAUUUUAAUAUCCUUGAUCAGCAGGCCUCUAGAGUUUUAGUUUGAUUUGUUAGUUCUUGCUCCGCAGUGAUUUUAAUAGAUUUAGCUUUUGAUUGUUUGUGUUUCAAAUAGUUUGUUCCUGCCCUUUGCAGCGCUUUAUAUUUCGAGCUUUCAAAAUCUUGCUUGAAACCAUUUGUACAGAAUUGUUUUUUUGUUGUCUGUCAUUUAAUUGUCCUGCUAUUACAGCGGAGGGAAAAAAAUACAAGUACAUACAAGUGUGGACACAAAAAUACGCUGAAAGUUUACUUGUGUUUUUCUUACACAGUUUUGUAUAUUUUUAUUAUUUAUUUUCUACUUGUUUACCUUGUUUGAAUCAAAAUAGAUAAUUCUUGUGUCCUGUUAAGAUGAUUUAAUUCAAAGUAACACAAAAGGCUAGGCAUGUAUAGUGAUGUCAACCCCUGGUUGUUACCUGUCUUUUAAUUUGUGUCAUGGUAAUGCAUUUAAGAAAAAUGUGAAUUGAGUGUGUAGUUUUUCACUAAUAACUAUUAUAAUAAUAAUCAUACAUAAAAAUAUCAAACACUUCCAGACUCAAAACCUCAGAUGCCUCCAUAUUGGCUUCAGAUAGAAAGUGUUUUAGUCCAAAAGUGGUGGAAUUCUUUUCCAUUUCAUGUAACCUAAUUAUUAUACAAUACAAUGUACUUUUCCAUUUCUCUUUUCCAUGUAGAUAACAAUUAUGCUAUCUUUAAAUAUACUUACCUUUGAUUGUGAACACUUUUUUCACAAAUAAAACUUGCUCGAUCUGAUCCUCACACAUUAAACAUGAGAUGAACAAUG
Molecule: messenger RNA, 3307 nt
Organism: Betta splendens (Siamese fighting fish)
Lineage: Eukaryota; Metazoa; Chordata; Actinopteri; Anabantiformes; Osphronemidae
Product: kelch-like protein 40a
Exons: 6
Coding region: 326-2167 (613 amino acids)
Molecular function (GO): protein binding
Source: RefSeq, a predicted model, not a curated record